Molecule: messenger RNA, 720 nt
Organism: Dermacentor silvarum
Lineage: Eukaryota; Metazoa; Arthropoda; Arachnida; Ixodida; Ixodidae
Exons: 1
Coding region: 88-720 (210 amino acids)
Source: RefSeq, a predicted model, not a curated record
UCUGCUGGCUGCCGCUCCGCAUGGACAGUCGGAGAUACAACAGAUGGCGACGAGGGUAAAGAGGAGUGGACUCGAAUAAGUUGCAAGAUGAGCCUCCUUCAGCCACCAGAAUUGAUGCCAGCGCCGGGAAAGCCAGCCAUUCCGUGGAUGCAAUGGCGCAAGCUGUUUGAAAAUUAUCUGCUGGCCUCAGAGAACACAGCCCACCCUGCUGCUCGCCCCAAAGCGCUUUUGCUGCACUGUUUGGGCGUGGAAGGUCAACGCAUUUUCUACGCAUUACCGGAAGAACAGUCACCGGCUUCGACAGGAAAAGAGGAAGACACGGGCACGGCCCAGAAGAGGACGGGCGGGCAGGAUGAAUUUAACAUCGCUUUGGCAAAGCUCGAAGAUUACUUCGUCGCAACAACUAAUGUCGUUGUUGAGCGGCAACGGUUCCGCCAGCGUGCUCAACUGCCGGGGGGAUCGGUGGAUUCGUUCGUCACAGGUCUUCGUGAACUUUCUGUUACAUGUGACUUCAGUACGCAGUUGGAAGAAUUCAUUCGGGACCAGCUCGUGGAAAAGACUGGCCACCGCCAGCUACGGAAGCGACUACUGCUAGAAGGUUCCGUUCUGACUUUGCAACGUGCGCUCGACAUUGCCAGAAUCAUGAAGGCAACGGAACAAUAUUCCCUGCAUCUUACCCCACGUACAGAUGUUCACGUAGUGGACCGCCUGACAUCAUAA